AAAAUAAAUCCUCCAGUCAGAUGCUACAGAAAGUUUCUAAAGCAAUGUUUUUCUCGAAAGGAGAAAGAAGUAUCACUUCAGUGAGCAGAUCUACAGUCAGUACUUCUUCAGUCCCGUCCUGGUUUAGUGAUAGUAACCAUUAUGUCCUUUUGGGUGAAGAGGAGAAGUGAGUUUGAUGCUCUUUGGAUCAUGCCUCAGGGACCCAAUUAUAUGAAACACUGAGCAACCUCAAGUCCCACGGAAAUCAGUCUGAGGUUGAAGUACUAGAUGUUUUGUGUGAUCGGAUGCCAGCAUCAUUAACUGAAUGCCACGUGCAGAUCUGGGUUUGGUCUCUUUGUAUCAUUGCUGCUAAUGGCAGUCAAAUAAAAGGCAAAUGGUACAAAAUCCAUUUUGAGGUUCUCUAUUUUUAUCAUCAAAAUGACCCAAAACGGUCUUAGCUUGCCUUCCAGUCCCUGCAUUGGGUUUAAAGAAUUAGCAGCAAAGAAAACUCGUGCUGCUCUUUCUAUAAAGUGGAUACGUUUGCUUCUGAUUCAUGCAAGCAUAAAUUUCCUGUGAUACUUUCAGUCUUUUGUCAGAGGUGGGCAAAACUGUUGAACUCAGAGCUUAUUUAGGCAGCUUACUUUAAUCUGUAUUUUUUGAAAAAGUUACUGUUUUGGGUAAAUUGGAGAGCUCUUAAUUUUUGAGUGGAUGCUGCAGCAUGAAGUGCAUGAUGUAUUAUACCUGUAUUUAAAUUAUCCACACCACCCUCUCUGUUAAUUACUUAUGUUUCCUGAUUCUGUAGAGUGUAACAUACCUCCUUGAGUCUUUGUUUUCUACCGACCUGAACCAGAAUACAGAUCCAUCAAACAGCAUGUUCUGAGCACGUUGUAAAUAUUUCAAGCCUCAGCCCCAUAGACACACCUUAGUUCUUGAGUAGACCUAUUAGACUCGAACUGUUGUAUGAAACCUGCUCAGUUUAGGAUCAUGAAUGUUACUUUUCUAUGAUGAGUUCUGCUCCAUAGUUCUCACCAAGCAGCACAAUGACGUGUAGUGAUUUUAAAAUAAGAUAGUGUUUAAAACCGUGAGAACAUUGUUUUGCAACGUUUUUCAUGACAUCACCCCAGUGAGAUGGUGGGUCUAUAGUGCAACGGUUUCUCUUCAACCCUGAGGUUAGUUCUUUGAGCUAACACUUUUCAUUCUGUAUUUGCACAUCUUUUGCACAGUAGACCCCUUGCCUAUGGCUGAGGUUUGCCAUAAAUUAAUGCGUGUGCUUUUGCAGUGGAAUAAACAGGUUACUUUUUAGAGGAAAACAAAACACAUCACAAAGGUAAAUUAUCACUGAACUGCUAUAGAAGAAGCUGCUCCUGGAGAAGCAGAUGAUCACGUUCUCUGCCUUCAUUAAAAGUAGGUACAGACCUACUCUCGUGUACCUGCAUCCUGCUGGGGUCAAGUACACAGUUUACUCGUCCAACUUGCGGGUUUUUUUCAGCAAUGCUUUAAGAGAAUGUCAGGAAGUUACAAUUCAGAAAACUAGGAAUGAAAUUAUUUUUUUCUAACAAUGGCCAAUGAGAAAUAUUAAGCAUAAUAGUAUGUUUUGUAUGACAAUUCUAAAACUGAAUGAUUUUUUUCUUUCCUAUUUAAAGGAAGAGCCAAGGCUGGAUGUUCUGAUAAAUAAUGCAGGGAUAUUCCAGUGUCCGUACAUGAAGACAGAGGAUGGUUUUGAGAUGCAAUUUGGUGUAAACCACUUGGGUCACUUCUUGCUCACCAACCUUCUUCUGGGCCUCCUCAAAAAUUCUGCUCCGAGCAGGAUUGUGGUAGUAUCCUCAAAGCUUUACAAAUAUGGAGAGAUCAACUUUGAAGACUUGAACAGUGAAAUAAGUUACAAUAAAAGCUUUUGUUACAGUCGGAGUAAACUGGCUAACAUAUUAUUUGCAAGGGAGCUAGCCCGUCGGUUAGAGGGGACAGGAGUCACCGUCAAUUCACUUCAUCCUGGGAUUGUCAGAACAAAUCUAGGCAGAUACGUGAAUAUUCCUUUGCUGGCAAAACCCCUGUUCAACUUGGUGUCAUGGGCUUUCUUCAAAACACCUCUGGAAGGAGCCCAGACUUCUAUUUAUUUGGCCUCUUCUCCUGAUGUCGAAGGCGUGUCAGGAAAAUAUUUUGGGGACUGCAAAGAGGAGGAACUCCUGCCCAAAGCCAUGGAUGACUUGGUUGCGAGAAAGUUGUGGGAUAUCAGUGAAGUGAUGGUUGGUUUAUUGAAAUAAGUGCCAGGGGGUAUCUGCUAAAGGAAUGCAGAUAACUAUGCAAUACGUAUUUGCAACAGUGUAAUUCUCACUGUAAAUGCUGUGGGAGUACAGAUUACUUUGCUCAAUAAGUAUUAAAUAAGAGGAGUGAUUUAUGCUGGAACUCUGUUUUGAAAUAAAGGACAAUAUUUAAUAGACACAGGCGUUCAGAAAAAGUCUGAAAUAGAGUUUGAGGGUGUGAAUAUAAUUUCUGGUUAAAUCUGCUUGGAAACUCAUGUUUUACAAAUAAAAAUUAAACAAAACUGUGUUUUGCAAUAUAUGUGCAUAUUUGUCAUGUUCCACUACUUGUAGUUGGGCUGGACAACGCAGGGUACUGAUGGUGAAACACUUCUCCUGUAAAAAGGUUUUGAAAAUAGAUCCUAAUAAUAAUAAUAGGAUUGUUGUCUUUUUUGAGCCAUCACGAUGAAAAAUGGAAUAAACGGUUUUACUGAUAUCUUACACUGUAAUUGUUUAGGCCUCUCAGUGCCAUUCAAAGACUUGUUGUCAGCCGCAUGGUUCAGUGAACAAAACUGUUCAGCCGUAUACAGUUUAGCUGUGAAGCACAAAGUCAACUUUUUUUAGUGAUGUCGCUGCUAUUCAAUGAGUGUAUACACUUGGUUGUGCAAGCUGUAUUUUUAUUUUCCUGUGUGCUGAACUUGCUAUUUCAUGAUAUGCAGACACCUUGGGUUUCAAUAAAAACAUAGUUGACAGAUGUA
This is a messenger RNA of Aptenodytes forsteri (emperor penguin), 2974 nucleotides long. Its product is annotated as retinol dehydrogenase 14. The transcript has a single exon. Lineage: Eukaryota; Metazoa; Chordata; Aves; Sphenisciformes; Spheniscidae. The record is from RefSeq and is a predicted model, not a curated record. Bases 1545 to 2240 code for a protein of 231 amino acids.